AUGUUGGAGUCAGCCUACAGAGAUGACUUCUGCAGUGUGGAGCCGAAGAAGGGGCUGGAGGCCAAGCGUUUACCCCAGAAGAGGGAGAGGGAGCAGAGUUUCACAGACCUGGAGAGCAGCCUGACCGUGGGCCAGUAUGUCCUGUGUCGCUGGUCUGAUGGCCUAUACUACCUGGGGAAGAUCCAGAGAGUAAGUGCCCAACACAACAGGAAUGUUUUAUCAGUCAAAUACUGUAGUAUACCGCCACACAAUGGUUUGGACUCAUUUUCUUUACAUAGCAAUACUUACUGCCCAAAUACUGCUAUUCACAAAAUGUGAUGGUUUCUCUGUAGUUUUCAGGGACCACAGCUGUUAUUCGUGUUUUAUGAAAAUCUAUUGUAAUACACUAUUAUUGGAAUAAAACUGUAAUAAGCCUGCCGUACACGAUUUGCCUCCUGCCUCAUACUAUCUGUUUUAACUUUUCCAUUCCAGGUGAGUACCUCCAAGCAGAGCUGCUUUGUUACUUUUGAAGAUAAUUCAAAAUUCUGGGUUCUCUGGAAAGACAUCCAACAUGGUGAGUGAAGAGGGACUGGAAUAUUGUUGUUGUCACAGUGUUAAACUAAUUCACAUGUUUUUUUUUAUUGAACUGUCAAACGUACUACACCCUACAUCCACAAUGAAUUUAUGUCUGCUGAUAAUAUGGAUCUACACCAGACGGGUUCAACAUAUCAAAAGCUCUCUCUAAAAGCCAUUAGUAUUGUAAUCCACUUUGAACAGCAUUACACAACAUCCUAACGGGAAAUCAUUAACAUUUUGUACAGUAGCUCUCUGGAACAGCAUGAAGCUGUUUUAGGCCUUUAUUCAGGUCAGCGUAUUCCUUAACACUUUCAAUUGGCUAGCCGACACUUGUACUAUGCAGUAGGCUACAUACUGGUAUAUUUAGAUACUUCCCAAAAGGAGUUAGCUGCCCUUCAAACUCUUCAACUGUCUAAAUGACACUUUUCAUCGAAAAGGCCGAUUUAUGUCAGUAAUGCCCUGCCGAUAGCUUCUAAUUUAAUAUCUUGCAUGUUCGGUCUACAUGUUGGUGUCAUGUAGCUGAAGGAUAUUCAUCAUUGAAUGUACCCUAAUGCUAUUCUUCUCUCCCAAAACAUGCAGCUGGAGUUCCGGGGGAGGAACCCAAAUGCUCGGUUUGUUCUGAAAUGGUGCUGGUGUCCGACAAUGAGAUCCUGAUAUGUGGGAAAUGUGGAAUAGGUGAGUCACUGUAGAGUCUAAUGUAGAGUCUGACACUUCACCAUUAAAAGAUAAGUGGUGAAGUUACCCUUUAAAGGAGGGUGUGGCUUUCUUGCCCUUAUAUAGCCUACAAGAGGAUGUUGGUUCUUUAUAGACUAUGGUUAAGUGGGAGGAGAUCACAUUGCUUAUUGUAUACAGGGCUCUAUAUGCUUCUAUAUUUACUUCCACAACUUUAUGUUUAACUCUUUUAAUUCUUUUAACACUGUAACUCUAAAAGCAUAAACUGUAUAUUUGAACUGUGGUAAAUGGACUGGAACAACAUACAGAACUUAAGGUGGGCACAAUGUGUACAACUUGAUGAAAGUAGCCUAACUGCAUCAUGUUAUCAUCUAAAGUUCUGUUAAAGUGAAACUGAGCAUUUUCAGUUGGACAAGGCAAGUGCACAGCAAGCCUCUGUGACUCAUAACAUCAUUUACUGAACCCUGUGUACGUUAAACUAAGUACUUUCCAUGGAUGUCUGUCUUAUAGAGACAGGUCCCAUUUGCAGUCUACGGUUUGCAGGUCCUGUCUUCAGGCUGUAGUGUUUCGUUGGUUUGGUUUUUACUUGGGGCUUAAUUAAAGUCAUAGGGAGAAUCUCAAUUGCAUACUCCUUGCAUCCUCUCUCUUCACCUCCUUCUGAAAACCCAUUGGAGGAGAAGGUCAGAGGGGAGGGACCUCUGGCUUUCUCAUCCAAUGGAUUUUCAGAAGGAGGCGAGGAGAGGACGCGAGGAGUAUGUAAUUGAGAUUCUCCCAUUGAUUGCUUUGGGAGUCCACUCCCUCUGGCUUCCCAACAUUUGCUGAUCAAAUAAUUAAAAGCUUCUAAAGUUGGUUGGGUGCCACCUUCAGAUAAACAUAACACAUUGAUGUGGCUCAAAGUGCGGCCGGCAGUAGCACUGUUUCAUUAAUCCAUUCAUUUAUUUUCAUUGGGUUUGAGAUGAUCCAAGGCAAGCGAUAUGUUUUCAUGGUCCUCUUGUUUUUGUUUUUUCCAGGUUACCACCAGCAGUGCCACCUGCCAGAGGUGGAGAGCUCAAUGGAUUUGUCACCAUGGUUUUGCAGGAGGUGCAUCUUUGCUUUAGCUGUGCGGGUGAGUAUUAUUGAUAGAACAACCUGCUCAACGAAAACAAAAAUGACUAAUAUAAUAUAUGAUAUGACUGUUUAUCUAGGGUCUUGUUCAGUCGUGAGAGAACGUAUGUAAAUGGAGUGAAAUGGGGAGGCACUACCUGAACACGUCCAAUAAGAAAACACAUUUUUGUUUUCUAUUACAAAACAUUUCGCUACGAUGUGUCCUACAGAACACUGUCCCAUUGCCUAACCAUGUUAACAGGGCUGUUUCUACUCUUCACAGAAAGGGGGAGCUCUCAAAAAGGGCCCUAUAGCAAAAGCACUGCAGGCCAUGAAGCAGGUGCUUACCUACAACCCAGAAGAGCUGGAGUGGGAUUCUCAGCACCGCACAAAUCCCCAACAGUGUUAUUGCUACUGUGGAGGACCUGGAGAGUGAGUGUGCUGGCUAGACACACUGUAGCAUAGCAUUUACAUAUCCACUCUUUUAAAAUCCAUUAGCAGGUUUUGUGACUCAAUGAAGGCACAGCAGCUCUAUUUCAUUCAGAUAGAUGCCUCGUAGCACUCUGUUGCUCAUUCAAUAACUACUACUUUUCACUAAUGGCUGCUCUCCACCCAGGUGGUACUUGAAGAUGCUGCAGUGUUUUCGGUGUGAACAGUGGUUCCAUGAGGCCUGUAUCCAAUGCCUACAGGAGUCCAUGAUGUUUGGAGAUAGGUGCGUAACAUUGUUAUCAAACAGAAGAGGUUUUAUUCCCUCGGUCAGGUAGGGCUGGGCGAUAUGGCCUAAAAAUCAUAUCUAGAUAUAUACGAUAUACUGUAUAUUUCGAUUUUAAAAAAACAACGUUUUCUCUAAAUAAGCUUUGUUGCACAAUUAAAGGUCAAUACGCUGCAUGUACAAUUAUACCUAGGCUAAAUAUAAGCCUUCCACAACCAUAAAACCCACUAAUAAUUAUUUUAUCAAAAUAGUUUAACCUGCUUUUUUGCAAUAAUCACUGAUCUGGCUUUCAAGUCUGUCUAUGAAAAUGCAAUUAUUGUUAAAGAAAAUACCAGAACCAAAUUGAUAUACAGUGCAUUUGGAAAGUAUUCAGACCCCUUCACUUUUUCCACAUUUUAUGUUACAGCCUUAUUCUCAAAUGUAUUACAUAGAUGUUUUACCUCAUCAAUCUACACAUAAUACCCCAUAAUGACAAAGCGAAAACAGGUUUUUAGAAAUGUUUGCACGUGUAUAAAAUAAAUAAAUACUGAAAUACCUUAUUUACAUAAAUAUUCAGACCCUUUGCUAUGAGACUCGAAAUGGAGCUCAGGUGCAUCCUGUUUCCAUUGAUCAUCCUUGAGAUGUUUGUACAACUUGAUUAGAGUCCACCUGUGGUCAAUUCAGUUGAUUGGACAUGAUUUGGAAAGGCACACACCUGUCUAUAUAAGGUCCCACAGUUGCAUGUCAGAGCAAAAACCAAGCAAUGAGGUUGAAGGAAUUGUCCUCAGAGCUCCGAGACAGGAUUGUGUCGAGGCACAGAUCUGGGGAAGGGUACCAAAGAAAUUCUGCAGCAUUGAAGGUCCCUAAGAACACAGUGGCCUCAAUCAUUCUUACAUGGAAGAAGUUUGGAACCACCAAGACUCUUCCUAGAGCUGGCCGCCCGGCCAAACUGAGCAAUCAGGGAGAAGGGCCUUGUUCAGGGAAGUGACCAAGAACCCGAUGGUCACUCUGACAGAAGUCCAGAGUUCCUCUGUGGAGAUGGGAGAACCUUCCAGAAGGACAACCAUCUCUGCAGCACUCCACCAAUCAGGCCUUUAUGGUAGAGUGGCUAGAUGGAAGCCACUCCUCAGUAAAAGGCACAUGACAGCCUGCUUGGAGUUUUCCAAAAGGCACCUAAAGGACUCUCAGACCAUGAGAAACAAGAUUCUCUGGUCUGAUGAAACCAAGAUUGAACUCUUUGGCCUGAAUAACAAACGUCACGUCUGGAGGAAACCAGGCACCGCUCAUCACCUGGCCAAUACCAUCCCUACGGUGAAGCAUGGUGGUGGCAGCAUCAUGCUGUGGGGAUGUUUUUCAGAAGCAGGGACUGGGAGACAAGUCAGGAUCGAGGGAAAGAUGAACGGUGCAAAGGACAGAGGGAUCCUUGAUGAAAACCUGCUCCAGAGCGCUCAGGACCUCAGACUGGGGCGAAGGUUCACCUUCCAGCAGGACAAUGACCCUAAGCACACAGCUAAGACAACGCAGGAGUGGCUUCGGGACAAGUCUCUGAAUGUCCUUGAGUGGCCCAGCCAGAGCCCGGACUUGAACCCGAUCGAACAGCUCUGUAGAGACCUGAAAAUAGCUGUGCAGCGACGCUCCCCAUCCAACCUGACAGAGCUUGAGAGGAUCUGCAGAGAAAAUGGGAGAAACUCCCCAAAUACAGGUGUGCCAAGCUUGUUGCGUCAUACCCAAGAAGACUUGAGGCUGUAAUCGCUGCCAAACGUGCUUCAACAAAGUACUGAGUAAAGGGUCUGAAAACGUAUGUAAAUGUGAUAUUUCCGUUUUUCAUUUUGAAUAAAUGUGCAAAAAAUUCUACAAUCCUGUUUUUGCUUUGUCAUUUGUGUAGAUAUAACGUAACAAAACGUGGAAAAAGUGAAGGGGUCUGAAUACUUUCCGAAUGCACUAUAAUGCCCAGCUCUACGGUCAGGGUCAGGGUAAAUAAUUAUUGUCUUGGAAGUCAUAGACAUGUCAUGGAAGUUGAGGGUGUAGCCAGAUGACCAAGGGAUAAUAUUGAUUUUGAUUUCCCCUAUAGGCAUGUGACCUGUGCUUUCUCUUUCUCUGAUCUCUCUUCCUUUCUCUUUCAGGUUUUACUUGUUCAUCUGUUCCGUGUGUAAUAAAGGAGUGGAGUACAUUAAGCGCCUGGCCCUCCGAUGGUAAAUGGCUACUAUUAUUUUCCUACCUACCUCUGAGGCUCACUCAGGGGUACUUUAAGAAUACAAAAGGCAUUGGUGUCGUAUAGUGCAGUAGGUGGAGGAUGUAUGCAAUGAUUGUGCUCUUGUGCGCAUAACAAUGUUCUAGGGAUACAUAAAGUCGUACAGUAUUGCACUGUAUUUGUGUUAAUACACACAGUGGUGCUGUGAACGAUUCAGGAAGCAUAAUAGCUCUGAUUAAGAGGACUACAUUUACCUCUCGCUAAACCCAAUUUCUUAUCUGCUAACCCGGUAGGGAUGUAUAAUUGAGAAUUCUAUUUAUGAACACAAUGAAACACAUUGUCAUACUCACACCUUAUUAUCUGAUAUGCACCAUACCUGUGAAUGCUGCAGGAGAGGGUAACCGGCUCCGCAAUCAGCUCUAGAUACAUAUGCGGGCACAAAUACUUGGUUUUGCUGCUGCAAUUCUGAGAUUUUGCAUGGCAAUAUUGUCCAAUUUGUCGAAAGAAUGCAUUGACGAGGGAAAAAGUUUGACAUAUGGUUUGAUUAUGUAACGAUUCACCGAUACGUAUCGGUCCCGAUUCAAAUAUUUAAGCUGCGAGUGCAACGGUCCACGGGAGCCCAAACCGAUCCUAAUGAAGCAAGUAAGAAAACCGAAUCAAACGUUGCGAAUCGCCGGUUCACUCAUGUUUUUUUACUCAUAUACAGUGGGGAGAACAAGUAUUUGAUACACUGCCGAUUUUGCAGGUUUUCCUACUUACAAAGCAUGUAGAGGUCUGUAAUUUUUUAUCAUAGGUACACUUCAACUGUGAGAGACGGAAUCUAAAAUCCAGAAAAUCACAUUGUAUGAUUUUUAAGCAAUUCAUUUGCAUUUUAUUGCAUGACAUAAGUAUUUGAUACAUCAGAAAAGCAGAACUUAAUAUUUGGUACAGAAACCUUUGUUUGCAAUUACAGAAAUCAUACGUUUCCUGUAGGUCUUGACCAGGUUUGCACACACUGCAGCAGGGAUUUUGGCCCACUCCUCCAUACAGACCUUCUCCAGAUCCUUCAGGUUUCGGGGCUGUCGCUGGGCAAUACGGACUUUCAGCUCCCUCCAAAGAUUUUCUAUUGGGUUCAGGUCUGGAGACUGGCUAGGCCACUCCAGGACCUUGAGAUGCUUCUUACGGAGCCACUCCUUAGUUGCCCUGGCUGUGUGUUUCGGGUCGUUGUCAUGCUGGAAGACCCAGCCACGACCCAUCUUCAAUGAUCUUACUGAGGGAAGGAGGUUGUUGGCCAAGAUCUCGCGAUACAUGGCCCCAUCCAUCCUCCCCUCAUUACGGUGCAGUCGUCCUGUACCCUUUGCAGAAAAGCAUCCCCAAAGAAUGAUGUUUCCACCUCCAUGCUUCACGGUUGGGAUGGUGUUCUUGGGGUUGUACUCAUCCUUCUUCUUCCUCCAAACACGGCGAGUGGAGUUUAGACCAAAAAGCUAUAUUUUUGUCUCAUCAGACCACAUGACCUUCUCCCAUUCCUCCUCUGGAUCAUGCAGAUGGUCAUUGGCAAACUUCAGACGGGCCUGGACAUGCGCUGGCUUGAGCAGGGGGACCUUGCGUGCGCUGUAGGAUUUUAAUCCAUGACGGUGUAGUGUGUUACUAAUGGUUUUCUUUGAGAAUGUGGUCCCAGCUCUCUUCAGGUCAUUGACCAGGUCCUGCCGUGUAGUUCUGGGCUGAUCCCUCACCUUCCUCAUGAUCAUUGAUGCCCCACGAGGUGAGAUCUUGCAUGGAGCCCCAGACCGAGGGUGAUUGACCGUCAUCUUGAACUUCUUCCAUUUUCUAAUAAUUGCGCCAACAGUUGUUGCCUUCUCACCAAGCUGCUUGCCUAUAUUCCUGUAGCCCAUCCCAGCCUUGUGCAGGUCUACAAUUUUAUCCCUGAUGUCCUUACACAGCUCUCUGGUCUUGGCCAUUGUGGAGAGGUUGGAGUCUGUUUGAUUGAGUGUGUGGACAGGUGUCUUUUAUACAGGUAACGAGUUCAAACAGGUGCAGUUAAUACAGGUAAUGAGUGGAGAACAGGAGGGCUUCUUAAAGAAAAACUAACAGGUCUGUGAGAGAUGGAAUUCUUACUGGUUGGUAGGUGAUCAAAUACUUAUGUCAUGCAAUAAAAUGCAAAUUAAUUACUUAAAAAUCAUGCAAUGUGAUUUUCUGGAUUUUUGUUUUAGAUUCCGUCUCUCACAGUUGAAGUGUACCUAUGAUAAAACUUACAGACCUCUACAUGCUUUGUAAGUAGCAAAACCUGCAAAAUCGGCAGUGUAUCAAAUACUUGUUCUCCCCACUGUAAGUAUUCCGAAAAUACACUACAUGGCCAAAUUAGUGGAUUCGGCUAUUUCAUCCACACCCGUUGCUGACAGGUGUAUAAAAUCGAGCACACAGCCAUGCAAUCGCCAUAGACAAAUAUUGGCAGUAGAAUGGCCUGUACUGAAGUGCUCAGUGACUUUCAACGUGGCACCGUCAUAGGAUGCCACCUUUCCAACAAGUCAGUUCGUCAAAUGUGUGCCCUGCUAGAGUUGCCCCGGUCAACUGUAAGUGCUGUUAUUGUGAAGUGGAAACGUCUAGGAGCAACAACGGCUCAGCCGCGAAGUGGUAGGCCACACAAGCUCACAGAACGGGACCGCCGAGUGCUGAAGCGCGUAGAACGGAAAAAUCAUCUGUCCUCUGUUGCAACACUCACUAUUGAGUUCCAAACUGCCUCUGGAAGCAACAUCAGCACAAUAACUGUUCGUCGGGAGCUUCAUGAAAUUGGUUUCCGUGGCCGAGCAGCCACACACAAGCUUAAGAUCACCAUGCGCAAUGCCAAGCUUCGGCUGGAGUGGUGUAAGGCUCGCCGCCAUUGGACUCUCGAGCAGUGGAAACGCGUUCUCUGGAGUGAUGAAUCACGCUUCACCAUCUGGCAGUCCGACGGAAGAAUCUGGGUUUGGCGGAUGCCAGGAGAACGCUACCUGCCCGAAUGCAUAGUGCCAACAGUAAAGUUAGGUGUAGGAGGAAUAAUGGUCUGGGGCUGUUUUUCAUGGUUCGGUCUAGGCCCCUUAGUUCCAGUGAAGGAAAAUCAACGCUACAGCAAACAAUGACAUUCUAGAUGAUUCUGUACUUCUAACUUUGUGGCAACAGUUUGGGGAAGGCCCUUUCCUGUUUCAGCAUGACAAUGCCCCUAUGCAGAAAGCGAGGUUCAUUCAGAAAUGGUUUGUUGAGAUCGGCGUGGAAGAACUUGACUGGCCUGCACAGAGCCCUGACCUCAACGCCAUCGAACACCUUUGGGAUGAAUUGGAACGCCGACUGCGAGUCAGGCCUAAUUGCCCAGCAUCAGUGCCCGACCUCACUAAUGCUCUUGUGACUGAAUGGAAGCAAGUCCCCGCAGCAAUGUUCCAACAUCUAGUGGAAACCUUCCCAGAAGAGUGGAGGCUCUUAUAGCAGCAAAGGGGGACCAACUCCAUAUUAAUGCCCAUGAUUUUGCAAUGAGAUGUUCGACGAGCAGGUGCUAACAUACUGUACUUUUUGUCAUAUAGUCUACCUCUAAUCUGUUGUGACUGAAUUGAUGCAUCCUCUCCUUCAGCCUAUCAAAUUUGUAUGCAUGUAACUGCGUAUGACAUUGAUCUAUAAGUCAGAUAACAACUCUGCGCACAGUACUGGAGAUGCAGCUGCUCGCGCUGGUAGGUCUACCAUAUACCUGUUCUAAUAUUCAUAGGCUACAUCUGCGCGGCACAUUCAGCAUUCAGAUGUUUGUAAAAUGGCUUUCGCAUUAUUAAAUCAUAGGCUUUAUUAAUUGAGGGACAACCAAUGUAAUUUGCUGGGUCAUUGUUACCAAAUGCGCUGUAGAAAAUGUGUGUUUUACCGGCGGAGCUGUGUAGGCUACCGGAGUGGACACAACUCACAUCUUGCUGAUUGCACAUCUAAAUGCUGAUUGGGGCUUUUCGAUUGCCAGGUUCACCAUACAAAAUAUUUUUGGAAGUUCUGCUUUAAACAGUCACUGCAUUUGGUCAUUUUUACAUGAACAGGGUAAAUGUGUAAUUUCAUAACAAGGACAGCAAUAAUUUUUGCGAGCCACACUGGUCGGAAAGGGAGAAGAACCAUUCGCCUUUGACACUGGGGUGAAAUCUAAAGCUGUGUCAUCGCUAAUUUCUAAAGAUAAAUAUUGACAUAUUACUAACUCAAAACAGUUUAAUCGGCUGUAUGACAAAUUAAUCAGUGGGUGAUGAGGACUUUGGAUAAAAAGCAUAAAUUGCACCCCCACCAAUCUAAUAGUGGUAGAGGCUCAGUUUGCCCUAUGGUUCAGUUCACACACUACAAAAUUCCAUAAUUCACACACACACACACACACACACACACACACAGAGAGACACACACACACAUACACACACACAGACACAGGCCACUCAGCUUAGAGAAAUCAGCUCCGACAGAUCCAGCUCAGCUCCUGAGUCCAUCAGUAUCAGAUAUUAAUUUAGAAUGGAAAAUGAAUGUGUUUAUGCAACAAUUGUUAGUUCAUCGAAUCAAACCGAAUCGCAUCGAUUUGUUCCACUAAUCAAAUCAAAUCACACCGAAUUGUUUCAAACUAAAAGUAUAAUUCCUUUGUCGGAGACCAUGUAUCGAAUCGUGCUUGUAAGGAGAGAUGCACAUCCCUAAUAUUAUGCGGUAAAUGUGUCCAGAUUUGUUGAAAUUACAAGCCCUGUUUUUGUACUGCAGUGAUGGUCCAGUUUUAUGCAAUAAUAUUGCGAUGAUUUGACUGUUUUUAAGUAGAAAUAGUGCAGUGAUUGGUCAAAUGUGCAAGCCAUUGCAUAAUAUGCGGGGAAUUGUUGAUUUGCGGAAUAAAAUUGCAAUCGCGGAAUCCUGGAGGGACUGGAUUUUGUUGAACACACGUACCUUUUAUCCCCUCUCAUUUCAUCUCUAUAUUGAGCUCACUGAUUGUCCCUGGUUUCUUAUCCAGGGUGGACGUGGUGCACUUGGCUCUUUACAACCUGGGAGUCCAGAAUAAGAAGAAGUACUUUGAGCUGGAGGAAAUCCUCAACUUUGUCAGCAACAACUGGGAGCAUUUCCAUUUGGGCAAGGUUAGAAACGCCACAUUAAAUCCUGUCUGAAUUCUGAAUAGGAAUCCGGAUAGGAAAUUGAUUAAUGCCAUCUCGUGAAAAAUCUACAAUAUUUUCCAAAGAUGUUGUCUCUUUUUUCAAGCCAAUUGCAUCAGACUGACAUUUUGAUAUUCCCCACAGCUCUCCAAUACUCCUCCAACAGAAAGAGGCCAAUAUCUCCUUGAUGCUCUGAACAACUACAAGAGCAAGUAAGACAUCUCUCUCUGUUGUAUUUAGAUAAUUAAUUAUAAAACUGCUAUUUAAUUGGAAAUCCCAUCUAGAGUCUUGCGAUAAGUGUUAGGUUUGACAAAACUCCUCCUCCACAGAUGUACUACAUGAACAACAACAGCAUACAUGUACUGCAAGCUUAAAUACAGCAUAUACUGAAUCUGCCAAUGUAUUUUUCAUGUCCAGUUAACAAUAAUAUAGUAUGGCCACCAACAUUCAGUAAGUUGUUUACUUUUUGUUCUGGUCAAACAGUAUUUGUUACAACAAACAUGUUACUUGGCUGAAGGUGUAUUUGUUGACAUCACACCUCCUUCACCAGACCAUGAACUUCUCACCCCCUCUGUUUUUCUCUAGGUUUCUUUGUGGGAAGGAGAUCAAGAAGAGGAAAUGCAUCUUCCGCCUGAGGACCCGCGUUCCCCCCAACCCUCCCUCCAAACUCUUUCCCGAGAGGUCCCAAAACGAUGGAUGGAGAGGACGAAAGAAAGGCGCAGACAGGAACAGGUAUUUCACGGCGUAGUGAUAUGCUGAUAUUUUGGUUUUCCGGGAAAAGCUGGAUAUGCAUGUAUUUCAGUGAGGUUUCUGUUAAAUUUCUACAAGGCCUAUCUUGGCUCAGUCAGAAAGUGUUGAUCGAUGUUAAAUUAUGCUAUAAGGCUGUGUCAAAUUGUCACCCAAUAAUUAUAUUGUUUGAUCAGAAAGUGAACGUUUUCUCUUUAGCUCUCUCCCGGCAGAGAAAAGGAGGAAGAAAAGGUCAAAAUGGCUGCUGGAGGACGCCAUUCCCAAUGUGAGUUCUCGGAUUGUCACAAGAUCCUCCCUCAUUCUCAAAACAUCUCACAUCGAACCACCUUUCUGCUGUUUCACCUACCCUGAAUGAUCCAAAUACAUUAGUGUCUAGUUUGAGAAACAGAUGCCUCACAGGUCUUUAACUGGCAGCUUCAUUAAAUAGUACCCGCAAAACACCAGUCUCAACGUCAACAGUGAAGAGGCAACUCCGGGAUCUCAGACUGGCCAAUAAAAAGAAAAGAUUAAGAUGGGCAGUCUGAGAUAUGGCUUUUUUUUGCAACUCUGCCUAGAAGGUCAGCAUCCCGGAGUCGCCUCUUCACUGUUGACGUUGAGACUGGUGUUUUGGUGCACCGGGGCCUCCCACUCCUCUUUCUAUUCUGGUUAGAGCCAGUUUGUUCUGUUCUGUGAAGGGAGUAGUACACAGCGAUGUACGAGAUCUUCAUUUUCUUGGCAAUUUCUCGCAUGGAAUAGCCUUCAUUUCUCAGAACAAGAAUAGACUGACGAGUUUCAGAUGAAAGUUCUUUGUUUCUGGCCAUUUUGAGCCUGUAAUCGAACCCACAAUUGCUGAUCCCCCAGAUACUCAGCUAGUCUCAAGAAGGCCAGUUUUAUUGCUUCUUUAAUCAGCACAACUGUUUUCAGCUGUGCUAACAUAAUUGCAAAAGGGUUUUCUAAUGAUCAAUUAGCCUUUAAAAAAUUAUAAACUUGGAUUAGCAAACACAACGUGCCAUUGGAACACAGGACUGAUGGUUUCUGAUAAUGGGCCUCUGUACGCCUAUGUAGAUAUUCCAUAAAAAAUCAGCCGUUUCCAGCUACAAUAGCCAUUAACAACAUUAACAAUGUCUACACUGUAUUUCUGAUCAAUUUGAUGUUAUUUUAAUGGACAAAAAAAUUGCUUUUCUUUCAAAAACAAGGACAUUUCUAAGUGACCCCAAACUUUUGAACAGUAGUGUUAAUGUUUAGAACUUUUGUGAAACCGCAAAGUUGAAAAAUAUAUGGCAAAUGGAAACUGGAUCGUCUCAGUGAUAGGGAGGGUAGCUGAAGGAUGGGACUAAAAACAAACAAAAGAUAACUAUUGUAAAAUACUGUGUCCGUAAAAUCUAUAUAGUAUGUAUAAGCUGGAAGUAGAAGCCUAAGUGUUGUUGUCCAUUAGUUUAUUCCAAUUAGGGGAGGGAUGGUACGGUUAGGGGGAAAUGAUAAAGGAAAAUAUGUACCAAAAAUAUAUAUAUUUUAUAUAUAUAUAUAUAUAUGGGAGAUUGGAAAUUAUGCAGACAAUUACAUUAAUGGAAGCCACAAUCUAUCUGCAAUAUUAAAGCUGAUCUACCCCUAAAUAAAUAAAGAUGUAUAAAAAAGUAAAUCGUGUUUGACUGUAUUCACGGUAUUGAAAAACCAACCCGUGAAUUUUUCCAAAUACCCCGGUAUAUGGUAUACCGUCCAAGCCUGUUUGAAAUAAUUAUGAUUUAGUCAAAUAUUAUAUCUGUUUGGGCUUCUUGCGGUCAAUUCGCAGUCGAAAAAAAAGUAUUAUUAACUAUGUUCCGGCCCCCAGAUCAUCCGCUUAAGAAAGAAGAAAAUCAGCCCGCGGCUGAAUCUAGUUGAUCUCUGGCAUGUAGCAUAUAAACAGUAGUGAUGAAGACAAGGAUGAUGAUGAUGAUGGAGACAAUGAUGGAGACAAUGAUGUUGAUGACUGUCUGUUCAUGACACUGGCUGAGUACUAUGAUACCAACGUGUGUGAUUUGUUAUGUAGAAUGACCUGACCUCAGCCUGGAGCACCAACCAUCACAUGGCCAACAUCUUUGACUUCACAUUGGACGAGUUACAAAGCCUCAAAAGGUAAAUAGUUUGGAUACUAAGGGCCAGUUUCCCUGACACAGAUUAAGACUAGUCCUGGAUUAAGAAGCAUGUUCAAUUGAGUUUUUAUCAAUUUAAAGUUAUUUUAAAUCUAGGACUAGGUUUAAUCUGUGUCUUGGAAACCAGCUCUAAUGGUGUAAUUUUGAAAAUGUUUGUUUAGACAUUGACCUACAGUACAUGAUGAUGAUGAUGAUGAUGCUCAUUUCCAAUGAACCCUGUACUACUGCACACAUUUGACAUUGACUUCAUUGCCUUCGAUUGAAUGCAAUUAUUUUCAAGGCCCUAACAAUCUACUUCAUUUACAUGCAUUUCUCUUUGAAAGACAAUCUCUGGCAGUGUUUGUUUUGUCACCCCUCUGAUGAUUUUCGUCAAUGUGUCGAACGAAGAGAUUUAAUUACACUUUCCUGUAAAGGUUAUCAUCUCCCGAACAGCGCUGAAUAAUCAAAGAAAGACAAACACUUUGGGGACUGUUGAGAACCAAGCUUUCUUAGAGGAGAAUCAAGAGAUGGGGAAUAGCUGGUGCAACGCCAAAAAGUGGACUAACACUGUCGGAAUGGGAGGAGUGGAAUAGGCUUGGUCAUAACUCUGUAGCACCUGAACUGAGCUGGAGGAUGUGCACAGCUAAAAUAUUCUGUGGGAGCUUUGAAGCAUUACAUUAACUUCCUUCCAUUAGCUAGAUAUAGUACUUUCUCUCUCUCUCUCUCACACACACACACACCUUUAGCAUGCAGGCUCUUUUAUUAUAUGGGCUCAGAACAGUGACUUGCAAAUUCAAGUCACAGAGUGAGGGAGAGGUGCCAUGGUAACAAAGUCAAUUUUCCUUUGUGAGGUUAGGAAUAGGACCAUAAAGGCUAUGGCUAUUCUGUCUGGUCCAGGGGCCACAGAAUCCUCUGAUUAGCACUUGAAUGUGUACGCCAUAUUUCCAGCGUUUGAACGGAGUUGAUGUUGUUUACUCCUCAGUACCAGCUCAGGACAGACCUUCAGUCUGGACCUGGACUCCACAGACGCUGCCAGCACCUCUGGAUCCGCCACCACCAGUGUCUCCUACGACUUCAGGUACAGUACGAUAGUCACCAAGACUUUUAUUGUUAGAAAAGGGUAACUCCCUCACACGCGGUUACCUCUGCAGAUUGUUCAUUGUGUUGGCCUUAUUUUGCUCCACCGUGUGGAAUGUGUUGCAAACCGAUCGAUAAGACCCCCGACUGGAACCGCUGCAACCCGGGCUGUCAGAUGAGAUUUUAUCUCCUACGCUUUCCAAGCUCUUGAACAUGGUCCUAUGUGAGGAGUUGAGGAGAGCCAACCUUGUUUGACAGCACACAAGAAGAAGUAUGGAUUAUUUAAUGUGGUUGGCUCCUGUAUUUGCUUAAACUUGGUUGGAACUAAGCAAUGGAAGUGACUAUACACUCACUAUAUCCACAUUCACAAACCCCCGAUGACAGCAUUAUUUGAACACUGUGAACACACCACCCCUCCUCAUAUCUGCGAACACCCCUGGGCUCCGUAACUGACUGGCUUUAUUUUGCAACACUCAGUGCUGGCUCCUCUGACAUUCAGAGUGUAUUGACACUAUGCUAGGUUUCUUUGCCUUUACUGUGUUUUGUUUCAUGACUGAAAGUCCUACUGGUGGGCGUCCCGGGGGCGCUGCUGACAUCUCCUGUGGCUCUAUUUUCAGCUGGCGCUAAGGAGGCGCAAGUGUCAAGCGCAUGUUUGCAAUUUCGUCAUGUAAAAACUGCCAUUUUUUCCAGUACUAACGCCAGGUUCGCUAAUUUACCUGUCUAACAUCAGCUCGCUUGCCCUGAGGUGGGAGGGGUGGUAUUAUUUAAUUUCAUGCAGCGCUAAUGGAAAGUUUUAAGACCCACAAAAAGCAGGUCUUAAUGGUAACGCAGUUGAUAAUAGCAUGGAUUUUGAGAGCGGAAGCACAAUCUAUCCAGCCAUGACACACGGAGCCCAUGGAAGGAGAGAAAACACCCAUAGAAACAUAAAACACAAUUGGUUUCCCCCUAUUUCGUUUAAUUUAGUUUCAAAACCAAGCAUAGCCUACCCUCCCCUUAAUCAUGGCUGGUUUACCAGCAUCAGAUAGGUACAUCUUUUUAUUCUGGCCAUUAGCCAAAAGAAGCCUAACAGCAAUGCAUUGUGUCUUUUUUAUCCUGGCCUUGCAAAGUAGCCUAUCUAUAAAAGUAGCCAUCCCCAUUUCCAAAGAGCACAUCUCAUCCGUUUACGAAAGACUCGCUCAUCCAAACGUAUUGAAAUGAUUCAGUCCUAUAAUGCAGUCUCAACGGUAGACCUAAGCCAAAUUCUGCUUAUUGAGAACAUGCCUCACAUACAAUACAAUUUACGCAUACAAGUGCGAUGCGUAAAGAUAUGUAGGCUAGGCUCAUUGAAGCCAAUUACAAUGUUGACUGCCAACACUCCAAACAUACUUUUGCUAUUACUCAUUACUGUAGCCUAUGCUAUUUAAUAAAUUGUAGUAUCAAUCCACAAUGGACCUGGACGAGAAUUUUCCCAUGCCCCCAGCCGAAUUGAAGUUGAUGACAAUAACCUACAGAGCUUGAGACAAACGCAUGCAGUAUUCAGCCUAUGGACCGCAAAUAUUGGCCAGUGAGUGGCCAAGCCCUUGUCACAACUACAGCUGUUUAUUCAUCAAAACCCAGCCCUUUCGCGCCACCGCCAGCUAUUGUGUUCAUAAUUACGGCUGUGAAAAUAGUUAAAACAUUUCUGACACAGGACCUAUAACGCUACUUCCAGUGCUUAGAUUUACCACUGCGUUUGGUUUGUUCAAAUAGAGCCCUGAGAGAGAGGACUUAUUGUGAUGAUGAUGUUUACACUGAUGUUACUCUACCCUGCCCGUUUCCUCUCUGGUACUCUGCCUACACACACACACACACACACACACACACACACACACACACACACACAGUAAAAUAAGUACAUGUUCAUCUACUUCUGGUUUAUGCUAUAGAGUGGACAGUGUUGUCUCCAGUGACACCAAUUUGAUUAUUUGAAUGUUUGAGAUUUCAACCCAGCGUUUAGAAUGUGAGGCUUAUAAUUGAGGCUAACUAUGACAUGUUCAGAGUGUAAAGAAUUGGGGAAACUACCAGACACGGGGUGCAUCAUUUCACCUCACUAUCACUUAUUCCCCCUCUACCUCUGAUAUUUUAUCCCUCUUCUUUAGUCUGUUUAAUUUUUUAGAUGUGGCUUCUCCUCAUUAACAUUCUCUGCAUGAUACUCUAGAGAGGGCGUGUGUGGGGGAAAUAAGAAUGAAUCUUAAGAUAACUCAAGAAAUCUGUAAAUAAUUUUGACGUAUUUGCCAAGGAUGUUUUAGUUGCACAAUUCUCAAGUAAAACAUUUCUUUGUCUUAUGUAAACAAAGUCGGAGCUGCUGGGCAGGUCUGUCUCACUGUCUAUGCUAUUGGAUAGAGAGCAAUCACCGUAGCUGUUCACCCCAUGUUCGUGAGCAAAUGGACAUCGUCAAAUCAAAACCCAACCUUCAUUGACUCGUUGUGACGCAUAGAUGUUCCAAACUCCGAUUUAGAUGAGACUGACUUUAUGACCAAAUGUAUCCUAUUUACACUUUGUAGUCAAUUUUGACACUAUAAUAACUCUUUCUGUCUCAUAUCGAUUCCACAUAGGCCAUUUUCAAAGGGAUUUGUUGCUUUUUAAAGGCAGUCGCUCUUUAAGUGUGCCAUUGAGGAGGAAGUGUAAAAGCAACACACACAGUUAUUGGGCAUGAAAACGACAGAUGGAGGGGAAAAUCAUGUAGCAGACCACAGCUACCCCUGGUGGCUGAUCCAAGUCAUGUUCAUAAUCGCAGUCUUCUUCUUAGGGAUUGGGUUGGCGGAUCGCAUCCAACUUAAAGGUGCAUGCACCACCACCUACUGUACUAACGUGUGAGGCCAGUCACGGCCAACCUACAUUACAUUCUCUUCAUUAUUGCACCACCAACUAACCCUACACCUAUAUACCACUAUUUAAUUAAUCACCACCCCAUUAACUCUUCUGCAGUAAAAUCUCGCACACCCAGGCACUUCUCUGCAGCUGCCACUUACACUCAUUAAAACCCACUACUUUGACCCUAUCUGCUCCUGCACCAUGGCAACGGCGUGGGAGGACGGGACAUCACCCUUCAACACACCCUGUAACUCUUCUGAAGUGAAAUCUCGUAUACCCAAAUACUUCUCUGCAGCUGCCACCACAACAUCUAUUCUCUGUGAUUUACGUUCCAUUUCUGCGGUACAUUUGAUAACCAUUGCUAUAAACGCUAAGAAGGCCAACCUUUACUGAAGCACAACUCACUCGUUGGCCUAUCCCUCUGUGCUGGUACAAAUCUUCUACUACUCACUGGGAUCCUCUCAGGAUUCCUCACCCUUGACCCAUCCUCCUCCACUUUCUUUACUGCCUCAGCAUACGAAACUCUCUGCACUGCUCUGACUCUGGCCACUUCAACCUGCACCGGACACUUCCGAUCCCCAGCAACAUGAACACCCUUACAGUUGACACACACAACUUUAUCAACCGAAACUACACAAUUCUCUGUCCCAUGCCCUCCUGCACACUUCCCACAUUUUGGAAUCUGCCUCCUACACACUGCUGCAACAUGACCAGAAACGUUGCACCUGAAACAGCACAGUGGAUUCUGCACAAAAGCUCGAACAGGUUAACUGAUAUAUCCUAAUAUAACUUUGUAAGGUAAAGACAAACUCAAAACUCAAAAGGACUGACAAUGACUCCUGUUUCACCAUGCUCCCCACCAUGUCUGCGUCGCACCAAACAGCGGGCGUCACAAACACCAGGAAUUUUCAACUUCAAUUGCUCCACCUCCACACUUAACGCUACCCAAAAAAAAAAAAAAAACUGUCAAUGUUGCCCUGUUCCUAACAGUAAAGCAAGAAACAGGUCUUGACCCAAGUUGCGUGACAAGGAGCGCCUGCUCCCUCUGGUCAGAAGAAAUACAACCAAAUAUCACAAGUCCACUACAUGUUACCUUCACUGAUUCAACUGCCUCCAACUCCUUUCUCACCCACCCUGAAACCACAAAUGGAUCCACCAAAAGGCAAGGGUCCACUUUCUCCAAAAAUGUCACUCCUAUUGGUCCAGACUAUUCUUUUAUCAUGUCUGACGCCAUUCUUCCUCAACACACAUCUUCCCACCACACUCGGCUCUUCUCCUUCUUCCUCGUUGUCCAUAAUCACAUCUAUCCGUUCACCACGCUCAUGCCGCACGUUCAUCCGCUGCAUUGCUUACAGAGCAUGCACUGAUGGCUUUUCUCAAAAACCCAACUUCUGUUCCUUAGCCCAUUUUACAAGUCUGGCUAUCUCUGACCUUUCCAUGCUUCCUUCACCUUGCUUUGUAAUCGCAGUAGGUGUCCAAUGUCCAGUUGAACAAAAGUGUUUGACUCCACAAAGGUAUGACUGGUGGCACAACAAAGCAGUAAAUUCAGGAAACUGUCGUUACUUUUGUUUCAAUAGGUUGCUGAUGUCAGGGUCAUGACGUUCAUUAGGCAUCAAAUGGAAUAAAACAGACUGAAAGAGGGAGGGACUAACUGGACUUGUCCAAUAAGACAGGGUUUCCCAAACAGAUCCUCUACAGAUAGUAUGACCAUCUGUUGAAUAGCAACUGCUUGCUAAGGUUACUGUUAGGUUUAGAGUAAGGGUUAAGAUAAGCGUUAGGGUUAGUUGAAAUGUUACUGAUAGUCUGUAGCGCAGGGUUUCCCAACUCUCCUCGGUUUCCCCCCCGACGUUUCAGAGUUUUUGUUUUAACCCUAAACUGGCACACCUGAUUUCAAUUAGUCAACUAAUCAUCAAGCCUUUGACUAAUUUAAUCAGGUGUGCCAGUUUAGGGUUAAAACAAAAAUUUGAAACGUCUGGGGGGAGGCGAGGGUUGGGAAACCCUGCUGUAGAGCGUCUACAGAUGGAUUAUCCAAAUCAAGUGUUCCCAAACGUUUUUUGCUGCAUGCCCUAAUGAACCCCUGUUAUUCUAACUUGUUGCAGGAAGAAUGUUGGCAGUCGUAAGAGGAAGCUGCCCACCUCUAACUACACGGUGCUGGCCACUAAAAAGGAGGUGGUGGAGAGCGAGCUGAGCCCCAUGGAGCUGAGCCUACCAGGAGAGGAGGCCGCCUCCGCGAUGCUGGACAACGCGAUCGACAGCCACACCUUCGACAGCAUCAGCGAGGAUGACUCCUCCCUCUCCCACCUCAAGUCGUCCAUCACCAGCUACUUUGGGGCGGCAGGGCGGCUCACCUGCGGAGAGAAGUACCAGGUGCUGGCCCGCCGGGUCACGCCGGAGGGGAAGGUGCAGUAUCUGGUGGAGUGGGAGGGCACCACGCCCUACUGACCCAGACGGCCAGACUGGCUGGCUGCUGCAGUAAGCAGGAAGAGGAAGGGGGAGUAAUAGACAAGAUCGGCCUAGCAAGGCCUACCUAGUUGUACUCAUUUAAUUUUUCAUGUUACUUUCUCUUGCUCUACAGUACUAUCUCUAUUUCAGUAUAUAAUAUUACAAGUUAAAAAUGGUCGUAAGUUUCUCUUCCCCCAUAGCUAAACUGUUUAAAAAAAAAAAAAAAAAAAAAAAAAAAAAACUUUCAUUUGUAAUUCAACCGGAAAACAUUUCAAGUAUUGAACAGAAACGUAAAGAUUGAGUACGUAAUUUUUUGGGGUAUAUUGAACCAAUUUGGUAGCGUCCUCUUGAGCAUCUUGAAUAGUAACACAGCCUAAAAAACUGU
Coregonus sp. 'balchen' is the source of this 19846-nucleotide messenger RNA. NCBI's taxonomy places the organism in Eukaryota, Metazoa, Chordata, Actinopteri, Salmoniformes, Salmonidae. The record is from the annotation of a GenBank genome assembly.